This is a messenger RNA of Caenorhabditis remanei, 1716 nucleotides long. RefSeq lists its product as uncharacterized. Bases 1 to 1716 code for a protein of 571 amino acids. Gene Ontology annotation, cellular component: cytoplasm. The record is from RefSeq and is a predicted model, not a curated record. Gene Ontology annotation, molecular function: 3'-5'-RNA exonuclease activity; nucleic acid binding. Gene Ontology annotation, biological process: exonucleolytic trimming to generate mature 3'-end of 5.8S rRNA from tricistronic rRNA transcript (SSU-rRNA, 5.8S rRNA, LSU-rRNA). Lineage: Eukaryota; Metazoa; Nematoda; Chromadorea; Rhabditida; Rhabditidae. The transcript is spliced from 9 exons.
AUGAGUACCCAACUGUCACCAGAAGACGAAAAGUAUCUGGAUAGUCUGAAAAAUUUGCUGAAAAUCAGUGAAGAGCAUGAAAAGUUGAGGAAUCUCGGGAAAAAGGAGACUCCAGAUGAGGAGGAGACGGAAGACAAUUUGAGGACAGAAGGAUCCGAGAAUCCAGUGGAGAUUCCAUUGGAACAGAUGAUUGAACCGGCUGAACGAGUCGAGCCGCUUCAAUCGAUGGUCGAACCGGAUUAUGUGAGAAAAGUGAUUCGUCAGAUGGAUACGAUGACGACAGAACAGUUGAAACAGGCAUUGAUGCGGAUUAAAGUCUCCACGGGCGGAAACAAGAAGACACUUCGAAAACGUGUUGCUCAAUACUACCGAAAGGAAAAUGCGCUGCUCAAUCGGAAGUCUGAACCGAAUUCCGACAAAACUUAUCGAUAUUUCGAUUAUUUAAUUGCAGCAGAUUUCGAGUGUACUUGUGUCGAGGUGAUUUACGAUUAUCCACAUGAGAUCAUCGAGUUGCCAGCCGUAUUGAUCGAUGUUCGGGAGAUGAAGAUUGUCAGCGAAUUUCGGUCUUAUGUUAGACCAGUCAAAAAUCCAAAACUUAGCGAAUUUUGUAUUCAAUUCACUAAAAUCGCCCAAGAAACAGUCGACGAGGCUCCAUACUUCCGUGAGGCCCUCGACCGACUCAUUCAAUGGAUGCGUCAAUUCGGUCUCGGCGAGAAGAACACUCGCUUCGCAUUCGUGACCGACGGACCUCAUGAUAUGUGGAAAUUCAUGCAAUUUCAGUGUCUUUUAUCCAAUAUUCGAAUGCCUCACAUGUUCAGAAAUUUCAUUAAUAUCAAAAAGACGUUCAAAGAGAAAUUCAAUGGACUUGUGAAGGGAAAUGGGAAAUCUGGAAUUGAGAAUAUGCUGGAAAGACUGGAAUUGUCGUUUAUUGGGAAUAAACACAGCGGAUUGGAUGACGCGAGGAAUAUUGCUCAGAUUGCGAUUCAGAUGAUGAAAUUGAAGAUUGAGUUGAGAAUUAAUCAAAAGUGCUCUUGGCAUGAGCCAUCGUAUCAUACACUUAAAGAGGAUGAAGAGAUCGGUGACCACGUGGACCUAGCGUCAAUCGACGUCUCCCGUCGUGAUUUCCAGAUGUGGCUUCGUCGUCUUCCACUGAAAUUAUCCAGUGUGACACGUCGUGAAUUCCUGAAUGAAGAGUAUUUGGACUGUGAAUCUUGUGACGAGUUGACAGACGAUAAGAACGACGCUCAAUCAUUCGAGGAUAAAAUGGCGAAUCGUGCUGAAAUCGAGACGAUUGACGAGGACGAAUUCAACAAGUUUGCCGAAGGAGCACCCGCCAAUGAGCCGACACCAACACCACCGCCCGUUAGAGAUAACGAGGAUUCGGAGAGCGAUGAGGAGGAGUAUCGGCGGGAAUUUGAAAUGAUGGAUAUUGUGGAUUCAAUAAAUUCCGAUGAACCGCCUUCAGAAGCUGUCGAGCUGAAUGAGAUCUGGCAGCGAAGGGGUAGUGAAUCGGAUGGACAAGCAGAAGGCGUGGUGUCACUUGGCGAUUACGCGUAUUCCACGUCACGUGCCACGUCAUCACUCGUCUCCACACGCGUCAUGUCAUUCGACGAUAUUCUGGAGUCGUCGUCAGUUGAGGAUAUGGAGUUGAUGGCUCCGCCCCCGAAGAACUCGUUGGCAUCGACGAAUCGGAGUAGUCGAAAUGAUAAUUACUAG